Molecule: messenger RNA, 636 nt
Organism: Phymastichus coffea
Lineage: Eukaryota; Metazoa; Arthropoda; Insecta; Hymenoptera; Eulophidae
Product: glucose-1-phosphate thymidylyltransferase 2-like
Exons: 1
Coding region: 1-636 (211 amino acids)
Molecular function (GO): glucose-1-phosphate thymidylyltransferase activity
Source: RefSeq, a predicted model, not a curated record
AUGGUGCAAGCAUCGCCGGAGGGGCUCGCGCAAGCAUUUAUUUUGGGUGCCGGAUUUAUCGGCAACGACGACGUGUGCCUUGUGUUAGGCGACAAUAUUUUUCACGGUCAGCACUUUUCUGAAAAGCUACUCAAGGCGAAUGAAAAAGAAGCCGGAGCAACGGUCUUUGGCUACCCGGUAAAUGAUCCGGAGCGCUUUGGUAUUGUCGAACUGGAUAGCGCUGGAGAGGCCGUUUCGGUACAGGAAAAACCCUCAAGACCUCGCUCAAACUAUGCCGUAACCGGACUUUACUUUUACGACAAUAGAGUCAUUGAGAUAGCGAAAGAGGUGCGACCGUCCGAACGAGGCGAGCUUGAGAUUACGCCAAUCAAUAGCGCCUACCUGGAGCAGGAUGCGCUGGAAGUUGAGAAGCUCGGACGUGGGUUUGUAUGGCUCGAUACCGGUACUCACGAUAGUUUGUUAGAAGCAGGUCAAUAUGUUCAGACCGUUGAAAAGCAGCAGGGCCUAAAACUUGCAUGUUUGGAAGAGAUUGCCUGGCGCAAAGGAUGGAUUUCGGACCAAGAGCUUUUCGACCGGGCCCAUCAGCUUUGCAAGACCGGCUAUGGUCGCUACCUCUCCUCCCUGCUUACCUAUUAA